Messenger RNA from Nicotiana tabacum (common tobacco), 2580 nucleotides. The record is from RefSeq and is a predicted model, not a curated record. NCBI's taxonomy places the organism in Eukaryota, Viridiplantae, Streptophyta, Magnoliopsida, Solanales, Solanaceae.
AGAUGCUUACUUUAAUUUGUGUGCUAGGUUGUCCUUGUUGGUGAUCACUGCCAGCUUGGACCUGUCAUUAUGUGCAAGAAAGCUGCUCGUGCUGGACUUGCUCAAUCUCUGUUUGAACGCCUUGUUUUGCUGGGAGUGAAGCCAAUUAGGUUGCAGGUACAAUACCGUAUGCAUCCUGCACUUUCGGAGUUUCCCUCAAAUAGCUUUUAUGAAGGUACUCUUCAAAAUGGUGUAACCAUCAACGAGAGGCAAUCAUUAGGCAUUGAUUUUCCUUGGCCUGUACCCAACCGUCCCAUGUUCUUUUAUGUCCAGAUGGGACAAGAGGAGAUAAGUGCUAGUGGAACUUCCUAUCUAAAUAGAACAGAAGCGGCCAACGUUGAAAAGAUAGUGACUACAUUCCUCAAGAGUGGUGUAGUCCCUAGUCAGAUUGGAGUUAUAACACCAUAUGAGGGUCAACGAGCAUACAUCGUAAAUUACAUGUCUAGAAAUGGUGCUUUAAGGCAGCAGCUUUACAAGGAAAUUGAGGUUGCAAGUGUAGAUUCAUUUCAAGGAAGGGAAAAAGAUUAUAUCAUUUUGUCUUGCGUCAGGAGCAAUGAACAUCAGGGUAUCGGGUUUCUUAAUGAUCCUCGCAGGCUUAAUGUUGCUCUUACACGUGCUCGUUAUGGAAUUGUUAUUUUAGGAAAUCCUAAAGUUUUGAGCAAGCAGCCUCUCUGGAAUGGCUUGUUGAAACAUUACAAGGAGCAUGAAUGCUUGGUAGAAGGUCCUUUAAAUAACUUAAAACAAAGCAUGGUUCAGUUUCAGAAGCCAAAAAAGAUCUACAAUGACCGCAGGCUUUUCUUUGGUGGUGGACCUGGAAUAGUUCCUGGUGAUAAUUAUGGAUCUGCUGCCUCGACAAACCCCAAUGCUGACAGGCGGAAUAGUCGUUCUAGGGGUUCUUACAUGGCACCUGGUCCACCCAAUGGUACUCAGAGACCCGGUGUCUAUCCUUCUGGUUAUCCAAUGCCUCGAGUUCCCGCCUCUCCUUACCACAGUGGCUCUUCCCAACCGUAUGCAAUUCCUACUCGUGGUGCUAUACACGGGCCUGUUGGAGCUGUUCCUCAUGGUCCACAGCCAGGUGGCCAGGGUUUUGGGGCUGGGCGUGGGAAUGCCAAUGCUCCAAUUGGUAGCCAUCUUUCUCACCAGCAAGCCUCCCAGCAACCUAUUGGAAGUCAUGGGCCUAACUUCAACUUUCCUGCACUUGAAAAUCCGAACACUCAGCCAUCAGUUGGAGGACCUUUAUCUCAGCCUGGAUAUGCUUCUAAUAUGGCCGUUCAAGGACCAAGCCAGACAUUUCGUGAUGGAUUUUCAAUGGGUGGCAUGUCACAGGACUUCUUGGGAGAUGAUUUCAAGAGCCAGGGAUCCCAUGUUCCAUAUAAUGUUGCUGACUUCUCUACACAGGCUUCUCAAAGCGGAUUUGCUGUCGAUUAUGUAAAUCAGGGAGCACAGGCUGGUUUUCCAGGAAAUUUUUUGAUCCAGAAUUCACAAGCUGGAUACUCACGUUUCGGUUCAGGAAAUGAAUUUAUGUCACAGGAUUACAUGGCUCAUGGAUCCCAAGGUCUCUUCACACAAGCUGGAUACAAUGAUCCAUCACAGGAUGACAGUUCACAAAACCAUUUUAGCAUGUCCAAUGUAAAUCCUCUUCAGUCUCAGAGUUUACUCAAUCCACUGUACUCCCAGCCUUUUGCUCCCUACAACACCCAACCGUUGCACAUGCAAAGUUCCCAACCUCAUCAACCGCAAGCCCCACAAGUCCAAGGCUCACAAAAUCAGAAACUCCAUUACAACGGUUAAAGACCACCGGCUUGUUGUGUAACGGGUUAUGGUUUUGCAUCCAGCAACUUGGUUUGUGCUGUCGUGUGUGAUUGUAUUAUCUGUGUAAGAUGGAGUAGAGAGCUGAAAUUCAGGUCAAUUUGGGCAACCUGAUGAUUCUGGAUGAUGAUUUGAUUCCGAGGGAUGGAGUGGAGGAACCCUCUGGUAAAGAAAAGCACGGGCAGCUGAACCGUUGCUGAGGAAGGCAAAAUAACAGCUGUUAUCUGCUUGAGGUUGUGUACUGCCCAAGGGAAGGUGAACUGUCUAUUCAGUAGAGCAAGUUACAUGGCAUGGUAUUAGUCGGAGGAUGCUGGUUGUUGUUACAGCUGGGCAUGGAAGCUGCUAGUACUAUCGUCCUGUACAGCGUUUUGGCAAAUGUCAGCCUAACCCUUUCAGCUCAUCCUGACAUGUAAUUAAUUCUCACUAUUAUGUAGAAGACUGAUGGAUGUGUUUGUCAAUAAUGCAGCAGUAUACCACUGCUGUUAUAGAGUUUUAGGUACCUAAGCUUGGGGUGUCAGCCUUUCGGUCAAAUUAAUUUGAAUGAGUCAGUAGUUGUGUCAUUUUUUUGGGUGGUCUGUCAAAGCACUUGCUGGUAUAGUCAAUGAAAGUACUUAACAUAUUCACAUAGCGUUUGCACUGAGUCUCUGGGUGUAGCCAAUAGUCAUUCCCAUUAUUCCAUAGUCGAUGAUUCUGUAUUUGCAAUUAUUGCAAGUCAAAUACUGCUUUUAGCUC